ACUCGAACUAAGCAUCAAUGUCCACAAACGAAUCGAUUUUCUUAAAUAAAACGGUGACAGUUUCGCCACUUGUGCUUUUGUCUGUGGUUGACCACUUCAACAGAGUAGCCCAAGACUCUAACAAGCGUGUGGUUGGUGUUUUACUCGGAGACAAUUCAUCAGAUACGAUUCGUGCCACCAAUAGUUACGCUAUUCCAUUUGAAGAAGACGACAAAAAUCCUGGAGUAUGGUUCUUGGAUCACAACUUCAUCGAGAGUAUGGGAGAGAUGUAUAAGAAAAUCAACGCCAAAGAAAGAUUAAUUGGAUGGUAUCAUUCAGGCCCGAAGUUAAAGCCUAGUGAUUUGAAGAUUAAUGAUGUGUUCAAGAAGUAUACCACCAACCCUUUACUUUUGAUCGUUGAUGUGCAACCUCGUGAGUCUAUUGGUAUACCCACUGACGCCUACUAUGCAGUUGAUGAUAUCAAGAAUGAUGGAUCUGCUGCAGAACGAACUUUUAUCCACGUACCUUCUAUUAUCGAAGCUGAGGAAGCUGAAGAAAUCGGGGUGGAGCAUUUACUCAGAGAUAUAAGGGAUCAAGCUGCUGGGUCUUUAUCAUUGAAGGUGACCCAGAACUACCAAUCCCUUUUGGGAUUACAUCAAAAAUUGGCAGACAUUUCUAAAUACUUGGACAAGGUUUACAAACAGUCUUUACCAAUAAACCAUACGAUUUUGGGUAAGUUACAAAACGUUUUCAACUUGUUACCUAACUUAAACGAGGGCUCGAUGAUGGAGGCCGGAAAUGACCCCAAAAAUUCCACCAAUCCCUUGAACACCGCCUUCACGGUGAAAACGAACGAUCAAUUGAUGAUGGUUUACAUCAGUACCUUGGUGAGAAGUAUUAUUGCUUUCCAUGAUUUGAUUGAAAACAAAUUGGAAAACAAAAUGUUGAACGAAGGGAAGACCGUGUAGAUUCGUAUACUAAAUUAUCACUAUAAAUACUAAUACAUCCUCACACCCAAUGUCUCCUGAGU
Molecule: messenger RNA, 1009 nt
Organism: Yamadazyma tenuis ATCC 10573
Lineage: Eukaryota; Fungi; Ascomycota; Pichiomycetes; Serinales; Debaryomycetaceae
Source: RefSeq, a predicted model, not a curated record